Effrenium voratum is the source of this 713-nucleotide messenger RNA. NCBI's taxonomy places the organism in Eukaryota, Dinophyceae, Suessiales, Symbiodiniaceae. The record is from the annotation of a GenBank genome assembly.
CUAUUGGCCGUGAGUGAAUGAGCUGUGAUUUGCGAAGAUGCCUGGCAGCGGUUCCAAGCCAUCAAUUGCAAAGUCUGCCAAAGAGGAGACUCUCAAGGCCUUGCCAAAAGACUCCCCCAAGACAGCAUCUCAGCCACAAGGAUGGAAAUGCCCAAGAAGCUAUCCACAGCUCCAUCCUGGUCUGGAGGGGCACCUUUACACUAGACCCAGCCGUUUGGGCUAUGCAAGGUCGCAGAUGACGGACGCCGAGAGAAACACGAUGGCUAGGUGGAAGCAUGCUGAGCUUGUUGUGGGCACGAAGCAGUGGUAUGAAGCCAAUGCUAUGAGUUACAAGCGCCAUGCUUUGCAUGCUGGCAGAGAUGAGUGGGUGCCUUCUGCAAGCGGCGCUGUGCAUGGGAAUCUCUCCCUGUCCGGUGCACCUCGCUGGCCAGACACUAGACACAGUUCCCAGGGCCCCUUCACUGCCAAGGCCUCGCUGUACCUGCAGCCACGCAAAGGCCAGGAAAAUCUGCUGGCAUUGAAUGGCAGUCAGAGCUUGCCCAGUCUCGAAAUCGCACAGAGUCCUUAUCCACCGUCUCCUGCCUUCAUCCGAGACUUCAUGCGGCGAGUUUGCUCGCAAGAAUCGCAGUAGGACGCAUAGCAGCCCGAAAUCUGUGACCCAAAGGGUUUGCAGAGUGUCACCUCUGACAUGGACUCCUGUGGGGCGCGGUCAG